GGAGACGCGGGAGGCGUUGCGCGAGCCGAUGCCCGGGCGCAGGCGGGAGGGCGUUGGGCGGCGCGAGGACAUCGUGGGGGACGAGGAGGAGGCUCGGGGCAUUGGCAUUAAUAUAGCAGCCGGGUUAUCUUAUCGGCCUCUGCCUCGCACACCCAUCAUGUCGCACACCGUCGACAUCCCCCAGGCCCUCAAGGACUCCCUCCGCAACUUCCGCUUCGCCCGCAGAAAUGCCGGCCACGCCGCGAUGGUCGUCCGCGUCAACAAGCAGAAGCUCGUCAUGGAGGAGGUCGACACCUUCGACGACAUCUCCCCCGAGGACCUAGCAGACGAGCUCCCCGAAAACUCCCCGCGCUACGUCCUCCUCUCCUACGAGCUCGCCCACCCCGACGGGCGCAAGUCCUUCCCGCUCGUCCUCAUCAACUGGGCCCCCACGUCCAGCGAGAUCGGGCUCCUCACCCUCCACGCCUCUGCCUUUCUCGACUUUCAGAACACCGCCGACGUGAGCAAGGUCAUCGAGGUCCGCGACGGCGCAGAGGGCCUUACCAAGCAGGUCAUCGACUCCAAGCUCAAGGUCCUCUAGCCGUCCCGUCCGCAUAUUCUCCAUAUCAGGUUAUAUCGGCUGCUUUCCUCUCACAUCUGUAUCCGUAUCACUUGUACCAAUCGGAGGUCUCGGAGAUAAUAACAUUACCCCU
This is a messenger RNA of Gloeophyllum trabeum ATCC 11539, 692 nucleotides long. RefSeq names its product glia maturation factor beta. Lineage: Eukaryota; Fungi; Basidiomycota; Agaricomycetes; Gloeophyllales; Gloeophyllaceae. Gene Ontology annotation, cellular component: actin cortical patch. The transcript is spliced from 4 exons. Gene Ontology annotation, biological process: actin filament debranching; negative regulation of Arp2/3 complex-mediated actin nucleation. Gene Ontology annotation, molecular function: actin binding; Arp2/3 complex binding. The record is from RefSeq and is a predicted model, not a curated record. The coding region runs from base 158 to 580 and encodes 140 amino acids.